Messenger RNA from Loxodonta africana (African savanna elephant), 1458 nucleotides. It is a transcript of the gene KCNG2, whose product is annotated as potassium voltage-gated channel modifier subfamily G member 2. Bases 1 to 1458 code for a protein of 485 amino acids. Gene Ontology annotation, biological process: potassium ion transmembrane transport; protein homooligomerization. Gene Ontology annotation, molecular function: voltage-gated potassium channel activity. Gene Ontology annotation, cellular component: voltage-gated potassium channel complex; membrane. The record is from RefSeq and is a predicted model, not a curated record. NCBI's taxonomy places the organism in Eukaryota, Metazoa, Chordata, Mammalia, Proboscidea, Elephantidae. The transcript is spliced from 3 exons.
AUGGGGCCAUGGCCCUGCUGCCCCGGUGGCCUCGGCGGCACCCGGCACGUCAUUAUCAACGUGGGUGGCUGUCGGCUUCGCCUGCCCUGGGCCGCGCUGGCCCGCUGUCCUCUGGCGCGCCUGGAGCGCCUACGCGCCUGCCGCGGCCCCGACGAACUGCUGCGCGUCUGCGACGACUACGACGCGGGCCGCGACGAAUUCUUCUUCGACCGCAACCCCAGCGCGUUCCGCAUCAUCGCGGCGCUCCUGCGCGCAGGCAAACUGCGGCUGCUGCGCGACUCGUGCGCGCUGGCCUUCCGCGACGAGCUGGCCUACUGGGGCAUCGACGAGGCGCGCCUGGAGCGCUGCUGCCUGCGGCGACUGCGGCGCCGCGAAGAGGAGGUGGCGGAGGCCGAGCGCGGAGCCGGGCCGGGCCAUGCCUCCUUGGGCUCCCAGGAGUGCACCCUGGGGCCUGCCGGGCGGCUGGCUCGUGGCCGGAGGCUCCUGCGCGAAGUAGUGGAAAACCCGCACUCGGGGCUGGCGGGCAAGCUCUUCGCCUGCGUUUCUGUCUCCUUCGUGGCCAUCACCGCCGUGGGCCUCUGCCUGAGCACCAUGCCGGACAUCCGCGCCGAGGAGGAGCGGGGCGAGUGCUCCCCCAAGUGCCGCAAACUGUUCGUGCUGGAGACGGUGUGCGUAGCCUGGUUCUCCUUCGAAUUCCUGCUGCGCUCCGUGCAGGCCGAGAGCAAGUGCGCCUUCCUGCGGACACCGCUCAACAUCAUCGACAUCCUGGCCAUCCUGCCCUUUUACGUGUCGCUAUUGGUGGACCUGGCGACCCGGGGUGGGCCAGGGGCCGGAGGGGGGCCGGGACCGGGGCCGGGAGCGACGGGCAGCGCGGGCCCUUCGGGCGGGAACAAGCUACUGGAGCGCGCGGGGCUGGUGCUGCGACUGCUGCGCGCGCUGCGCGUGCUCUACGUGAUGCGCCUGGCGCGCCACUCGCUGGGGCUGCGCACGCUGGGGCUGACGGCGCGGCGCUGCGCGCGCGAGCUCGGCCUGCUGCUGCUCUUCCUCUGCGUAGCUAUGGCGCUCUUCGCGCCGCUCGUGCACCUGGCCGAGCGCGAGCUGGGCGCGCGCCGCGACUUCUCCAGCGUGCCGGCCAGCUACUGGUGGGCCGUCAUCUCCAUGACCACCGUGGGCUACGGCGACAUGGUGCCGCGCAGUCUGCCCGGGCAGGUGGUGGCGCUGAGCAGCAUCCUCAGCGGCAUCCUGCUGCUGGCCUUCCCCGUCACCUCCAUCUUCCACACCUUCUCUCGUUCCUACUCGGAGCUCAAGGAGCAGCAGCAGCGCGCCACCAGCCUCGAGCCAGCCCUGUGCGAGGACAGCACGCGCUCGCCCACCGAGGACAGCUCGCAGAGCCCGGACGGCGCUCUCGCGGCCGGGAGCGCGGAUAGCGCGGAGGCUGAGGCCGAGCAGUGGGCGUGA